AGACGAUAUAAUUCAAGCCACGCACCCUUUGUUCAUGUAGGUCCAAUCACUUCAAUCGAAAGCUUUUCGAUAGCAUCAAGUGUUCCAUUGCAUUGUGAAUUGACGCGGCUCCUCCAUUCAGUGGAAAGAGCCCUUCAAGAGGCCGCCUGAGCAGGGAACAUAGUCCAAGACGAAUAGCUUGAACGCUAUCAGCCAGGAUGCUUGAAGCACUAUCUCCCACCACGCUCUCAUUCCUCUUCCUUGCAUUGGCCUAUUUCCUGAUCAGGUUCCUGAAUUCCACCGACCAACCGAAGAUCAAGGGUCUGCCUGAAGUCCCCGGGGUUCCGCUCUUCGGCAACCUCCUGCAACUCGGCGAGGACCAUGCUCGAGUGACUGCCGCUUGGGCAAAAAAGUACGGCUGGCCCGUUUUCCAGACUCGGCUGGGCAAUCGACGUAUUAUAUGGGCGAAUACCUUUGACUCGGUUAAACACUUCUGGAUUAACAACCAAUCGUCCUUGAUCUCACGGCCAACUUUGUAUACCUUCCACAGUGUUGUGUCGAGUAGCCAGGGCUUCACCAUUGGCACCUCGCCAUGGGACGAGUCGUGCAAGAAACGCCGCAAGGUGGCGGCCACGGCUCUGAACAGGCCCGCCGUGCAGAGUUAUAUGCCUUUCAUUGACCUCGAGAGCUGUGUGGCGAUCAAGGAUAUGUACAAGGACUGCAUGGACGGGACGGUCGACCUGGAUCCCCGAAAGUACUUCCACCGGUUUGCGUUGAACACCAGUCUCACAUUGAAUUAUGGUAUCCGUAUUGAUGGCGGUAUUGACCAGGAACUAUUGAGAGAAGUCGUGCACGUUGAGCGAGUUGUGUCCAACUUCCGCAGCACGUCUAACAACUGGCAAGACUAUAUUCCUCUCCUUCGACUACCCUUCAUCUCUCGACAGAAUAAAUCGGCGGCCGAGUACCGAGCACGCCGGGACAAGUAUCUCACCACUUUCCUCGAUAUGCUCAAGGACCGCAUCGCCAAGGGCACAGACAGGCCCUGCAUCACUGGCAAUAUCAUCAAGGACCCCGAGGAGACGCUCAACGAUGCGGAAUUGAAGUCGAUCUGUCUGACCAUGGUCUCAGCUGGUAUUGAUACCGUGCCCGGCAACAUGAUCAUGGGGCUGGGGUAUCUUGCUUCACCCGAAGGUCAGCACAUCCAGCAGAAGGCAUACGACGAGGUCAUGAAAGUGUAUCCCAACGAUGGCGAGGCAUGGGAGAAGUGUCUGGUGGAAGAAAAGGUUCCCUAUAUCACGGCUUUGACGAAGGAGAUUCUCCGCUUCUGGACCGUCAUUCCGGUCUGCCUGCCGCGAACCAGCAUCAAGGACAUCAAGUACAACGACGCCGUCAUACCGGCCGGUUCUGUCUUCUACAUGAACGCCUGGGCGGCAGACUACGACGAAACACAUUUCAAGGACCCCACCAAGUUCUUGCCGGAGCGGUACCUGGACGAUCAGGAGGGCAGUGGCACGCCGCACUAUGGCUACGGUGCGGGCAGCCGUAUGUGUGUUGGCUCACAUCUCGCGAAUCGAGAGAUCUACACUGCGUUUUUGAGGAUGAUUGUGGCCUUUGAGUUUGUGCCGGCCAAGGACAAGAAGGACUGGCCCAUCCUCGAUGCGCUGGAGUGCAACUCCAUCCCGACGGCCUUGACCACGGAGCCCAAGCCCUUCAAGGUGGGCUUCAGGAUCAGGAACAAGGCGGCUUUGGACGCCUGGAUUCGUGCGAGUGAGGACAGAACAAAGGACUUGUAAUGAAGGACUGCAUGGCUUUGGUGUUGAAGUGGAAUGGGCAAGCACCUAGGAAGAUCUUCUAAUUCGAAGACGAGCGCUGGACUUUUGGUUUUUCAGCGUCACGAACAGGAGGCUGGGGAUUGAUCGGUUGCUUGCUUCUUUGUGUGUGAACACCGUAGCGGUUUGAGGAGCUUGUUUCUGCCUUACCACAGAUCUUCAUCGUUCCCUUCACGUUGAGUGGAUGAACCAAACAAACCUUCGGUUAGAGCAAUGAGUGACUCUUCACGAAAGGGAAGAGGGUCAAAUUUUGCGCACAAACCUGAGGACCUCAACUAUGUAUAUUAUUGAGCAUUUCAUCAAUUCCCUCUUGCGAUGUAAA
Molecule: messenger RNA, 2130 nt
Organism: Exophiala xenobiotica
Lineage: Eukaryota; Fungi; Ascomycota; Eurotiomycetes; Chaetothyriales; Herpotrichiellaceae
Product: phenylacetate 2-hydroxylase
Exons: 2
Coding region: 198-1772 (524 amino acids)
Molecular function (GO): iron ion binding; oxidoreductase activity, acting on paired donors, with incorporation or reduction of molecular oxygen; monooxygenase activity
Source: RefSeq, a predicted model, not a curated record